Mesocricetus auratus (golden hamster) is the source of this 2338-nucleotide messenger RNA. RefSeq names its product G protein-coupled receptor 50 (gene Gpr50). Gene Ontology annotation, biological process: G protein-coupled receptor signaling pathway. The record is from RefSeq and is a predicted model, not a curated record. The transcript is spliced from 2 exons. The coding region runs from base 16 to 1803 and encodes 595 amino acids. Gene Ontology annotation, cellular component: membrane. NCBI's taxonomy places the organism in Eukaryota, Metazoa, Chordata, Mammalia, Rodentia, Cricetidae. Gene Ontology annotation, molecular function: melatonin receptor activity.
GCUUGCUUGGGAGGGAUGUCCACGGUCCCCAAGGGCAACAUGGGACCUACCAAGGCAGUCCCUACCCCAUUUGGCUGCAUUGGCUGUAAGCUGCCAAAGCCGGACUACCCACCAGGGCUAAUCACCUUCAUGUUCUGCGCAAUGGUUAUCAUCGUUGUCUUAGACCUGAUCGGCAACUCCAUGGUCAUUUUGGCUGUGACCAAGAACAAGAAGCUCCGAAAUUCUGGCAACAUCUUUGUGGCUAGUCUCUCUGUGGCAGACAUGCUGGUGGCCAUCUACCCCUACCCUAUGAUGCUGUAUGCCAUGUCAGUUGGGGGCUGGGAUCUGAGUCAGUUCCAGUGCCAGCUAGUCGGAUUGAUCUCAGGACUGAGUGUGGUGGGUUCUAUCUUCAACAUCACGGCCAUCGCCAUCAACCGUUACUGUUACAUCUGCCACAGCCUCCAAUACAAGCGGAUCUUCAGUCUGCGCAAUACCUGCAUCUUCCUGAUCAUUACCUGGAUCAUGACUGUUCUGGCUGUCCUGCCUAACAUGUACAUUGGCACCAUUGAGUAUGAUCCUCGCACCUACUCCUGUAUCUUCAACUAUGCAAACAAUGCCUCCUUCACAGUUACCAUCGUCUGCAUCCACUUCGUCCUCCCUCUCUUCAUAGUCGGUUAUUGCUACACAAAAAUCUGGAUCAAAGUGCUAGCGGCCCGUGACCCAGCUGGACAGAAUCCUGACAACCAGUUUGCUGAGGUUCGAAAUUUUCUAACCAUGUUUGUGAUUUUCCUACUUUUUGCAGUGUGCUGGUGCCCUAUCAAUGUGCUCACUGUGUUGGUGGCUGUCAGUCCUAAGGAUAUGGCAGGCAAGAUCCCCAACUGGCUUUAUCUUGCAGCCUACUGCAUAGCCCACUUCAACAGCUGCCUCAACGCGGUCAUCUACGGUCUCCUCAAUGAGAGUUUCCGACGGGAAUACUGGACCAUCUUCCAUGCUUUGCGGCACCCUAUCUUGUUCAUCUCUCACCUCAUCACUGACAUUCGGGAGACUUGGGAGACCCGAGCUCUCACUCGUGCCCGUGUCCAUGCCCAGAAUCAAGUCCAAGACCAAGAGCAUGCCCAUGCCUCUCUCUCUGUAGAGGGAACCCCACAAAAUGUCCGGAAUGUUCUACUGCCUGGUGGUGCAGCAGCAGCCCACUCUGAUCACGCCUCUGUCCACUCUAAGCCCCAAACCAGGUCUACUUCUGCCUACCGCAAACCUGCCUCUAUCCAUCACAAGUCUCUUUCUGGCCACCCCAAGUCUUCCUCUGUCCAUCCUAAGCCAACCUCUUCUGUCCAUUUUAAGCCUGCUUCUGUCCAUGUCAAACCCACCUCUGUCCAUUUCAAGGGGGACUCUGUCUAUUUCAAGGGAGACUCUGUUCAUUUCAGGGCUGCUUCCAAGCUUGUCACUAGUCACCAUAUGUCUGCUGACUCUUCCUCCAACCAUCCUACAUCCACUGCUGGCUACAUUAAACCUGCUACCAGUCACCCUGCAGCCACCACUGUUGACUAUCUUGAGCCUGCCACCACCAGCCAUUCUGCGCUCCCUGCUGUUGACAUCCCUGAGGUCUCAGCCUCCCAUUGCCUUGAGAUGACCACCACUGGCCACUUCAAACCUGGCAUUACUGUCUCCAACCUUCCGGUUGUAUUUCCGGAGGCUACUGUCACCUCUGCCAGCCCUCCUGACCCCACUGUAAUCCCCAUUGCCACUGAUGAUUACCGCAAGGUUGUGCUUAUUGAUGAUGAUGAUUUUGAUGAUUCUGAUUGUUCUGAUGAGAUGGCUGUAUGAAAAGUGUUCUUUACAGUUUGCCCUGCUUAUGCAGCGCAGAGUGAGAUACCUCCACUGCACGGACACACUGCCGCACACAGACAUGGACGUUCCAUCCACCUUUCAAGCAUAUUCCUCGUUGGCACUCUGCACUCUUGAAAGUGUGUGCAUAUUCUUGCUAUCUUAGAGAUCAAAUUUACAAGUGUGACAUCUGUGGUUCUGAGGUCCUAAGCCUCACAGUUCCUCUAAGGUUGACUUUCAGUCCUCAGUGAUCUCUGAACUGUUUGUUGCUUUAAUCCUCCUCCUGGAGUCUUUCAAAUCUCCUACCCGCAAUUCCCGAUUUCCUCUGCCUCCUGCUUUCUUCUCCCAUUCCCAGGGGUGGGGGAAGAAUGCAUGUGCACUGCUCAAGGCUGCCUUUGUGAUCAGCUCUGUAAUGUGACUGUGAAAUUUCAAUUGCUGAUUCAAACUGACACUUUACUCAGAGUUUACUGUACAAAAAGUAAGAAAAAAUGAAAUGUAUCAUACUGCCUUAAUUCUAUUCUGCAUUUGUGGUAGC